Molecule: messenger RNA, 7241 nt
Organism: Eriocheir sinensis (Chinese mitten crab)
Lineage: Eukaryota; Metazoa; Arthropoda; Malacostraca; Decapoda; Varunidae
Product: A disintegrin and metalloproteinase with thrombospondin motifs 7-like
Exons: 24
Coding region: 522-6272 (1916 amino acids)
Biological process (GO): extracellular matrix organization; proteolysis
Cellular component (GO): extracellular matrix
Molecular function (GO): metalloendopeptidase activity
Source: RefSeq, a predicted model, not a curated record
UGGGCAAGGGUGGUGAACGGAGUGCCGCGUCGUGGCUGGCCAGACGUCGUGACUGAACCCGAGUCUCCUGCCCGCCCAAGCCCGCUCCCACUCUCUGGCCCCCCGCCCACACCUACGCCCCGCCGCUUCAUGCCCGCCGCAUUCUUCUCGUCCAGCGAAGUCCCAGAAUCAAAAAGGCACGACCAGGAACCGGACUGCAAAGAAAUCAAAUAACAAAAACAAAAUUACCACUACAUAAGGUUAAAUAAAUAUUGACAGGAACGCACAUUGAUGGCUCAUAACAAAUCAAAAUAAGUCAUAAAUGAACGUAAAAGUCUGACGUUGUGUGAUCGCGUGUAAAAUAAAUCACAGUGUAACAAUCAACAAAACGCCAAGAGAGAGGAAGAGAGAGGGAAAAAAAAAGUUGCUAGAGCCAGAAAACAAAAACAAAAACAAAAACAACAAAAACAGGUGACGUGAGAAAGUACCCGAAGCAACACAAAGCAUUGACUCGUUCUUGUGUGUUGCCAGUUGUGUUGCCAAUGACACCUCUCCCCACCAUGAGGACCCGUCUCCUGGGGGCAACACUGACGGUGGUGGGGGUGGUGGUGCUGGUGCUGGCCGUGCCCCCCACCACCGCCGCAGCCUCCCCCUCCCCCCACCACCUCCUCCAGCCCCGCCACGCCCUCCCCAACACUCGCCAAGCUGAGUACGCGGCGUCGCUGGCCUCGUAUGAAGUCACCACGCCCGUCCGAGUGAGCCGAGAGGGAGGGUUCGUCAGCCACAGCCUCCACCACACCCACAGCCCCGCCAGGACCAAGCGUGAGGCCCCCGACCCUGACCACGAGUUGCACUACCUGGUCACGCUGGAUGGCAAGGAGCACCAGGUGACGCUGCGGCCUAACCUCAAGUUGCUGGCGCCUCACGCGGUGGUGGAGCGGGUGAAGGGAGGCCUGGCGGGCGAGGCGUGGGCGGAGGUGAUCGGCGGGCGGCCCUCUUGCCACUACCACGGACACCUGCACAACCAGACCGCCUCCCGCGCCGCCCUCUCCACCUGCAACGGCUUGACUGGCUACCUGCGGACGGACGCCGACGAGUACCUGAUCGAGCCGGUGCAGGACCAUGCCCCCGCCCACCCCGAGGCCCCGCGCCCCCACCUGGUGUACAAGCGGUCAGCCCUGCCCGGCGAGGACGCUCACAUCUGCUCCACGUCGGAUUCCUACGCGCGCGCCAUCCACGCCCGGUCGGUUUGGGAGGAGGAACGAGAGGCGGAGGAGGAGAGGAAGAAUGGAGGUGAUGGAAGGAAGAGGAGGAGGAGGAGGAAGAGGAGCGUGAGCAAGGAGAGGAACGUGGAGGUGACGGUGGUUGCGGAUAAGAAGAUGGUUGACUACUAUUCCAACGAGGACCUCACCACUUACAUCCUCACGGUGAUGAAUAUGGUGUCAAGUGUGUACCACGACGCGAGUAUCGGCAACGCUGUCAACAUCCACGUGGUCAGGAUUAUGCUGCUGGAGGAGAGUCAGUACGAGGCCCUGGAUAUCAGUCACAACGCGGACGACACCCUCAGGAGCUUCUGUCAGUGGCAGGAGAUGAUCAACCCGAGCAACGAGACUCACCCACACCACCACGAUGUUGCCGUUCUCCUCACCAGGUACAACAUCUGCAGCCGUGUGACGGACUGGUGCGCCACGCUCGGAGUCUCCGAGAUCGCGGGGAUGUGUCAGCCUCAACGCUCCUGCAACGUGAAUGAGGACACGGGCUUACAAAUCGCCUACACCAUCGCCCACGAGCUUGGACAUAACUUUGGCAUGAACCACGACGGGCCACAGAACGGGUGCGAGAUUCAGUACGGUACCUCCCAGCACGUGAUGUCCCCGCACCUCACCAACGACGCAGUGCCCAUCACUUGGUCCAACUGCAGCCGACAGGAGAUCACGCACUUCCUCGAUCGCAACUGGGGGUCGUGCUUAGAGGACGAGCCGCCGCGGGUCGAGUACACCUUCCCUGAGCUGCCUCCCGGCGCCAUGUACGACGCCAACCACCAGUGCCGUCUCAGCUACGGUCAAGACGCCAAACAUUGCGCCGACAUCGAGGGCAUGGACAGGGUGUGCCAGACGCUGUGGUGCCACCGGGACAACCGCUGCAUCACCAGGAUGGAGCCGGCCGCCGAGGGCACCCAAUGCGGCAAGCACAAGUGGUGUUCUGCGGGGGAGUGCGUCACCAUGGGGGAGCGGCCCCAAGCCAUCCAUGGCAACUGGGGCGCCUGGUCGUCUUGGUCGUCGUGCACACGGAGCUGCGGCGCCGGUGUGGCCGUCGCCAUCCGCCACUGCGACAACCCUUCCCCGGCGAACGGCGGCCGCUACUGCACCGGCGACAGGAAGAGGUACCGCAUCUGCAACACUCAGGAGUGCCCAGAGAACGGCGUGAGUUUCCGCGCCGUGCAGUGUGCCCAGCACGGCCAGCAGCCCUACAAGGGUGAAAACCGCACCUGGCUGCCAGUACUCUUCGACCACUCGCCGUGCCAGCUCGACUGCAAACCAGACAACGAGUUCUACAGCGUGAAGCUGCGCGAGACGGUGAUUGACGGUACCCCCUGCAGGCCCGGCACGCGGGACAUGUGCAUCCACACCGUGUGCAAGAGGGUCACCUGUGAUUGGACCAUCGAGGGCUCGGCGCAGGAGGACCGCUGCGGCCUCUGUCACGGCGACGGUACUCAGUGCGUCACCACCCGGGGCGUGUUCAACGAGACGCGCGGCUCAGGCUACGUGGAGGCCGUCACGUUCCCGAAGGAGGCGAGGAACGUGAGGAUCGAGGAGCUGAACGACGCCGCCAACUACUUCGCCAUCCGAGACAACAUCACCGGGAAGUACUACCUCAACGGAGACUGGGUUAUCCACUGGUCGGGGGAGUACAGCGCGAACGGGGUCAUGAUGUAUUACAACCGAGAGGGUGAGACGGAGAACCUGCUGCUGCCCGGCCCCCUCAAGCGACCCCUCACGCUCAUGCUUCUGUUCCAGACGGAGAACCCGGGCAUCUCGUGGGAGUACACGCUGCCGCACCCCAACGCCACCUACACGCCCACCUUCUCCUGGCACCACACCGACUGGUCCGUCUGCACCGUCACCUGCGGUAGCGGCACUCAGGUGUCGCAGGUGCAGUGCAUGGAAAAGGAGGCGGGGCUGGUCGAGGACCGCUACUGCAGCUCACAGCCGCGCCCCAAGGACCGCUCCCGCACGUGCAACACCCACGCGUGCCCCGCCUGGUGGUGGUCGGGGCCGUGGCAGCCGUGCUCCGUCACCUGCGGCGACAACGGCACCAGGCGACGCACCGUCAUCUGCGUCCGCUCCUUCGGGCCCACGGAGCAGAUGGCACUGCUGGACUCCGCCUGCGACCACUCAGCGAAGCCCCACGAGACAGAGGCGUGCCCCAGCCAGGCGCCGUGUCUGCAGCUGCUGGAGUGGAGUGUUGGCCCCUGGAGCAGGUCAUGCGCCCAGGACCCCUGCGAGUACGAGGAGAGGGAGGUGGAGUGUGUGGCUCCGCGGGGCACCUGCGACGCCCUCUCGCGCCCCCCGGACAGGCGGCAGUGCGGGAACAUCACCUGCGGCGAGUGGGAGGCCGGCAGCUGGUCCAAGUGUUCGGCGCCGUGCGGGGAGGGCGUCCAGUUCCGGCAUGUGUCGUGCGUGGGCGGCCUGGCGUGCAGGGAGAGGGACGAGCCACGCAGCGUCAGGGAGUGUGCCGGAAACUGCCUGGAGGAGGACACGCAGCUGGAGAUUCACGAAGUACUCUCAGAAGACCCUCAGGAGACCAACUCACUCCCCACGACCACCACCACGACCACCACAGCCUCUCCACCCUCCACCAUGCCCUCUAUUCCCCUCACUCCAGCCUCCACUACUACUUCUACUCCUUCCACUAUCAUAGACUCCACUACCUCUCUUUCAACUCCUCCAGCACCCUCAGAUUCCACGACCACAACCUCCCCUACCUCCACAUUAGCCUCCUCCACCUCUGUUGCGACCCCUCCAUCCUCGACCUCCACUACCUCACCUCUAUCCACCUCCACCACCUCCACUACCUCACUCCCACCCACCGAAGCAUCCACCCCCACCGACACUACCCCAUCUACUUCCACCACCAUCACCAUUACUACCUCGCCAGCACCCACCACCGCCAGCACCACAGUAAGCACCACCACCACCACACCCCCUCCUCUCAGCCCCUCCACAGCCACCACCUCCCCUACAGUCAUCUCCACCACACCAAUGUCUACGCCCACCACAAUCCCAGUGACUUCUGACCCCUCCACCACCACAACCACCGCCACCACCUCCACACCACCCUCCACAACCCUGACUACUCCACCUGAUGCUUCUUCGAUCCGUACCACCACACCACCGGCCCUCGCCUCGCCCUCCACCCCCCCAAAAGAGACGAACAUCCCCUCCACCCCUUCCUCCACCACUAAUGAACUGCCUGACCCAACUUCCUCCACCGUCGCCUCCACUCUGCCACUCAGCCACACAGCGGACUCUCCUGCUUCUGAAGGCCACUCAUCUUUGCCUUCAACGUCUUCCGCCGCUUCAAAAGAGACCCAAACAAUGAAUGAGGCUUCGUCAGGACAAGUUCCGGCCCCGUCCUCCACAGCCUCGCCCCCUCCUGCCAUGACGCCCCCAAGCACGCCGGACGAGGAGGCAGCUGACUCAGCCUCCACCAGCUGGCCGACCCGCGUCCCACAAGCACUUGACCCCGACACCUCAGACUCCACCGACCCCCUCACGGCCUCACCUAGUGACGCCGCGCGUCCCGAGGAAGCUGAAAUAUCUCCUGGUGCUAAGGCGGAAAAUGACGCCAUUGCCACCUCUGACUAUGACACAGAGAACAUGACAGUCGCUGUGAACGACCCUGCCCUCACCAGCACUCAGGCUCCUGACGCAGAGCUGGUUACUGAGCAACCCGAGAGCCAGGAAUCUCCAACCCUCUCAGAGCCGAUGCAAAUCCCCAGUGUCCAUUCAGAGACUCUCAAUGAGAUUGAUGUCGAUUCUAAACCGCAAGUGUCGAAGGCCAAGACUCUCCCUGACCUCGAGGCUUAUCAGGGCGAUGACGCGACGCUGCCUGAAGUGACGUCCACUCAGGAGAAGCCGCAAGACUCCUCACCCACCACAGCCUCCAGUGAAGGUGCAAAGCAUGAACUUGAUGCUUCUCCUGAGGGAGCCGCCACUGUGGCUGAGCUUCCCGAGGGAGUGGAUGCACCGACGUGGCAGGCGGACCCAACCACCCCCGAGGGACCUGCAGGACCCCUGGAAGGCGCGGAGCAGCCCACGACGUUUGAGGAGACGGUGGGAGAGACACGUCUCGAGGAGUACAGUGAAGCCACCGUGCUGGAGGAGCCGUCCCCGGAGGCCACGACGCUUGAGGAGCACAGCGACGUGGAGGAGGAGCGGCCGCAAGGGAUCGCAGUGGAUAAAGUCGAUGUCGAUGACUUCGAGGUGAUCGAGAUCGUAGAGUUGCCACCGAAGGGGAAGAAGAAGAAGAGUCGAAAGAAGGUUCUUCUGCACACGGGCGUGGAGGCAGUGGACGCCCUACACGACCUGGUGGAGGAGCACGACGCCCGCACGACCCCUGCACCCCUGCCAGCCGGCGCCGGGAGCAGCGUCGUACCGCAGCACCGGUGGAGCGUCGGCAGGUGGUCAGAGUGCACGGUGGAGUGUGGCGGCGGGUCGCGCGAGAGGGAGGUGGUCUGCGAGGAGGUGAGCGACAGCGCCACCAACGGCACGCUCGUCGACGCCAAGCUGUGCCCACGCCCGCGGCCGUCCAGCCUCCAGCCCUGCAACACGGAGGAGUGCGGGGACUGGGAGACCGGGGAGUGGGGCAACUGUACGGCCCAAUGCGGUACCGGGGAGAGGGUUCGCCCCAUCCACUGCCCCGAGGGUCUGCUUUGCCCCGAGUCCGAGCAGCCCGCAGAGGUGGAGCCGUGUAACCCCGAGCCGUGCCUGCAGUGGGUGAUGGGCCCCUGGAGCCUCUGUACCAGGUCGUGCGGGGGUGGCUACCAGAUCCGCCACGUGAAGUGUGUGGACGUGCGCACCCAGGAGCCCAGCAAGGCGUGUCCCAGAGAGGAGCGACCCAAGCACAAGAUGGGAUGCCACAACGAGCGAUGCCCCAAGAACAGACGAGGUCAACAGAGGCGCUGCAGGGACCGUCUGGACACCAAGCUCUGCCGCCGCCUCAAGCACAUGUGUACCACCAAGUUCUUCCUCGUCAAGUGCUGCCGAACGUGUCUGAAGCGGCCUGGUUGAGCUUGAGCGUCACCUUGGUUUCGACGGUGUGUGUAUGCUUGCCAUCUCUUUAGUCAUUCUCUCUCUCUCUCUCUCUCUCUCUCUCUCUCUCUCUCUCUCUCUCUCUCUCUCUCUCUCUCUCUCUCUCUCUCUCUCUCUCUCUCUCUCUCUCUCUCUCUCUCUCUCUCUCUCUCUCUCUCUCUCUCUCUCUCUCUCUCUCUCUCUCUCUCUCUCUCUCUCUCUCGUCAUUUCCUCCUUCCCUUCCUCCCUCACUCAUGCUGUUUGUCGUCUUCCUCUUCUUCCUCCUCCUCCACCUCCUCCUCUUCCUCUUCGUUCAUCCUUCUCCUCACGUCUUUCACUCUUUCUCUCCCGUCAUUUCCUCCUCCCACUCCUUUCUUCCUCCUUCAUUCAAUCUUUCCUCUCCUCUCCUCCCUCACGUCCUCUUCCCAUCUUCGCUUCUUUUAACUUUUACACUGUGCACGAAGACGAAGGGAGAAGAAGAAGGUUGCUGAGUCGAGUAAAAGAAAAAAUAAGGAUAAUAAGGAGAAAGAAGAUGUACAAGAGUAGAAAACAGGAAAAGAAGGAGACUAAGAAGAACCAAGAAAGGAAAGAAGACACACAAGAUGAUCCCAAAAGAGUAGAAACAGGAAAAGGAGAAAACAAAGAAGAACCAGAAAGGGAGAGAAAUGAGGUCAACCCUAAAUACUGACGGUGAAAGAUUUGCAUAUGGUUUCCCUACACCCUCUACGCCCUCCCGCCCUCCCUUGACUCCUGAGGCCGCUGAAGGGGAGCUAAGUGCCUUAUGUGGUGCUUCCGCCGCGCCGUUGGUCUUCCCUCACCCUCUACGAAGCGGGUCAAGGCGGCAAGGACUCGGGGGAGGCGGCGAAGGGUGACGGAAGGAAGGAAGGAAGGAUGGACCGCGGUUAUGCUCGAGAGAGAGAGAGAGAGAGAGAGAGAGAGAGAGAGAGAGAGAGAGAGAGAGAGAGAGAG